AUGUUUGCUGAUCCACUUGCAUCCUUUUCUAUCCCGGGUCUGGAGUCUCUUGUUAAGCCGGUAGCUGACGCUCUUGGAUACACGGUUUUUGCAAAACAUGCAUCGGAAAUGGUGCUGGCCACAGCUUUUUAUCAUGGUGUAUUCAUAGCUUCAAGAUACCUCUCGCCAUAUUUUCUUCCAUCUUAUCGCACACUGACACCCAAGACGCGUGUCAACUUUGACAUUCAUGUUGUAUCGCAUGUCCAAUCUAUUCUAAUCGUCGCACUUUCUUACCCACUUUUUGGCGAUAAGGUGCUUGCUGAAAACAGAGUUUAUUCAUACACUCCUUACGCCGGCUUCAUCACCGCCAUGGCCCUUGGCUACUUUCUUUGGGAUAUCUUCAUUUGUGUCAAAUUCAUCAAAGUAUUUGGUGUCGGCUUUCUCGUGCAUGGAGUUUCCGCCUUUUUCGUCUUUCUACAGUCCACGCGACCAUUCCUGCUCUUUUAUAGCCCACACUUUUUAUUGUUUGAGCUCUCCACUCCCUUUCUCAACGUCAAUUGGUUUGCUUCUCAUCUCCCUGAAGGCACAAUUUCUUUUACAGUUCAAAAGAUUAAUGGUGUGCUUUUACUUUCCACCUUCUUCUUUGUACGUAUUGCUUGGGGAUUUUACCAAGCUUUCCGAGUUGCUUACGACGUGCUUUAUCUCGAAGUUGCAACUCGCCAGUAUCCUCUCUGGGUCGCUAUUGGCGUCCUCGCCGCUAAUCUUUCGCUUGAUUUCCUUAAUGUCUUUUGGUUCUACAAGAUGGUUCUUUUAGCUAAGCGCGCUUUAUCCACAGGUUCUGGUCGUUCCUCUAAAAAGACCGAUUAA
Messenger RNA from Magnusiomyces paraingens, 846 nucleotides. RefSeq lists its product as uncharacterized. Gene Ontology annotation, biological process: lipid homeostasis. NCBI's taxonomy places the organism in Eukaryota, Fungi, Ascomycota, Dipodascomycetes, Dipodascales, Dipodascaceae. Gene Ontology annotation, cellular component: endoplasmic reticulum; membrane. Bases 1 to 846 code for a protein of 281 amino acids. The transcript has a single exon. The record is from RefSeq and is a predicted model, not a curated record.